UGGACAGUUAUUGUUUUGUCCGAUUGUUUACAGUAUGGUUGUGCGUGGAUUUGUGUAUGGUUAUUAGUGCAUUUAACUUUUGAAGUGAUUGUAUAAACAUUUUGUAUGUAUGCCUCCGAACGUUAACGUCCGUUUGAAAGCAGGAUGGCAGAUACAGAUCGUUACGGGAAAGUGAGAAUGUCAGUGGACCAGUCACAAAGUUUAGAUUCAAUCGCCACCAAACGUAGAAGUAGUUCCCGUUCGAUAAAACGACGUCGGUUUGAUGAUGAGCUUGUGGAAUCCAGUCUUGGGACUGCGGGCUCCUUGGGAAAAGUGGCAAGAGCUCGAGCCCAGUCAAUAUCCAGCCCUGGAUUAGACUACUGCGUGAAGGAUGUAGAAAUAGGCACCCCUGGCAUACAGAAGCAACUGAAAGAGUUUAAAACAAAGGCAAUGAGUUCUGCUGCGACUACUCCAGCCAGUACUGUCACUCCUUCCUCGACUGUGUCCGUGCCACCCGAAAAUCGGCAGAGACGUACGGGCGGUUCGGCCAGUGGACGCACAGGGGGCUCAGCCGGUAGUCGUCGCAAUAAGAGGCCGCGUCAUUCCCAUUCAGUCGCCACGAAGGAUCUCGGUCGUUGGAAGCCUACUGAUGAUCUUGCUCUGAUUACCAAUGUUCAGCUGACCAGUGAUUUGCGUACAGUGCACCGAGCUACUAAGUUCUCGUGCCGCUUCACUGUGCAAGAAAUCCAGCAGCGCUGGUACGCCUUACUGUAUGACCAAGCUGUCUCACGUGUCGCCGUGGCUGCCAUGCGAAAUCUCCACCCUGAAAUCGUAGCAGCUGUUCGCAGCCGUGCUCUUUUUAGCAAGGCUGAAGAGCAGUUGCUGCAGACCAUUAAAUCGGCUUCAAAUCCCACAAUUGACGUAUUUCAAGAAUUGCUGGAGCAAAAUGCCCAAGUAUUUUAUCCAGCACGGACAGCAAAGUCACUUUACAAUCACUGGAACUUGAUGAAGCAGUAUCAUCUCCUACCUGAUCAGACUGUUCAAGCUGUUCCAAGGGGUGAGCAUGUGCUAAACUUCUCAGAUGCUGAAGAUCUGAUACAAGAUGGUGAUCUAGGAGAUCCUCCAGAUGAGGCAGUCGAAUUUGAAUUAGCGAGGUCUGAUAGGUUGAUUAAGAAAGAAAUCCGUUCUCUGGAGAAUGAGAUGGGAAACUGGCAAGUUCUUGUAGACUCAGUAACUGGUAUUAGUCCUCCCGAUUUUGACAAUCAAACCUUAGCUGUUUUGCGUGGACGGCUUGUAAGAUAUCUAAUGAGAUCUCGAGAAAUUACAAUGGGUCGAACAACGAAAGACAGCAGUGUGGACGUAGAUCUUUCGUUGGAGGGCCCAGCGUGGAAGAUAUCUCGACGACAGGGUACCAUUAGGUUACGAAACAAUGGAGAUUUUUUCCUGUCUAGUGAGGGGAAAAGGCCGAUAUACGUCGAUGGCAGACCGAUACUUGCAGGCAAUAAGUAUCGACUGAACAACAAUUCUGUUAUUGAAAUUGCGGGUCUUCGCUUCAUCUUCCUUGUUAACCAGGAGCUGAUCAAUGUGAUUCGCCAUGAGGCAGCUAGACUCAACCUCCAGCCAUAAUAUAUCCUCUUUUUGUGGCAAUUUUGUGUGUGUGUGUGUGUGUGUGUGUGUGUGUGUGUGUGUGUGAGAGAGAGAGAGAGAGAGAGAGAGAGAGAGAGAGAGAGAG
This is a messenger RNA of Schistocerca serialis cubense, 1711 nucleotides long. It is a transcript of the gene Rcd5, whose product is annotated as microspherule protein 1. Gene Ontology annotation, cellular component: MLL1 complex; Ino80 complex; NSL complex. The coding region runs from base 145 to 1605 and encodes 486 amino acids. The transcript is spliced from 11 exons. Lineage: Eukaryota; Metazoa; Arthropoda; Insecta; Orthoptera; Acrididae. The record is from RefSeq and is a predicted model, not a curated record. Gene Ontology annotation, molecular function: protein binding; G-quadruplex RNA binding. Gene Ontology annotation, biological process: positive regulation of transcription by RNA polymerase II.